AUGGUGAGAAUGCGGCCGCAGCCCCCCAUUUUUGAAUUCACCAAACAAUUGAAAGUUAUUGUCAAUUUGAAACAAUACUCGGUUGCCCUCAAACUGUUCGACGAAAUGCGUGAACUGGGUGCCCCUGUAAAUGAGUACACAAUGACCAUCUUGAUUAAUUGUUGUUGCCUUUUGAAACGUGUAGACGUUGGUUUUGCUAUCUUCGGCGUCUUCUUUAAACACGGUUACGAGCCAGAUGUUACGACAUUCACCGCUCUCCUAAAAGGGCUCUUUUUAAAUGGUAAGGUGGCCGAGGCGGAGAAAUUGUUCAAGAAGCUUUUGACUUCGAAAAUUUGCGAGCCUAACGAAGUUACGAUUCUUACUGUGAUAGAUGGGCUCUGCAAAACUGGACAUGUUCUUGCUGCCCAUGAUUUGCUUUUCUUAUUGGAAAAGACUAUUUAUAAACCCAAUGUUAAGGCUUAUAAUGCGGUAAUUAAUGGCUUAUGCAAGACUGAAAUGGUGGAUAAUGCACUCGAGCUCAAGUCUAGAAUGGUUGAUAAGGGCAUUUCACCUGACGUUGUCACAUAUAACUCCAUGAUUCAGGGCUUGUGCGAUUUUGGUAGAUGGAAAGAGGUCAAAGACUUACUGAAUGAAAUGGUGAAUCACAAGAUUCCGUUAGAUGUUGUUACUUUUACUGUAUUGGUGGACGCAUUUUGCAAGGAAGGAAAUAUUAAAGAGGCUGAGGAUGUUUUGAAAAUUAUGAAGCAACAAAAUAUUCGUCCUGAUAUUUUCACGUACAAUGCGUUGAUGGAUGGGUAUUGUUUGCAAGGGAAAAUGGAAAAGGCGAAACAAGUAUUUGAUUCUAUAACGGGCGACGGCCUUAAGCCAUGCAGAAUUGCCGAUGGAUGGAAACUAUUCAACUAUAUGGAAGCUCGGCACGUACGUCCAGAUUUACAUACUUGCAAUAUUUUGUUGGAUAGUUUGUGCAAAACUCAUCAGAUUGCCGAAGCAUUUUCGUUUCUACGGGUGAUGGAAGACAAAGGAUUAAUUCCUAAUAUAGUCACAUACGGUAUCUUGAUUAAUGGUUUGUGCAACGAUGGGAAACUUGAAGAGGCAAAAAAGCUUUUAAAAGAACUUCCGUCCAAGGAUGGAUUUGUCGACGAGGCAAAAGAUUUGCUUAUAAAAAUGGAGAGAAGCGGUUGUGUACCGAAUAGCGUGACAUACAACGUCAUUAUCCAUUGCUUGUUGAAGAAGAAAGAACUUGACAAGGCAAUGCCAUUCUUAGAGGAAAUGAACAAAAGGGGAUUCUCAGCCGAUGAAGCUUCAUGUUAA
This is a messenger RNA of Erythranthe guttata (spotted monkey flower), 1311 nucleotides long. Lineage: Eukaryota; Viridiplantae; Streptophyta; Magnoliopsida; Lamiales; Phrymaceae. The record is from RefSeq and is a predicted model, not a curated record.